GAGAGCUCGCGCGCGCUCGGACGUUUCUCGUCUAGCGUCACUCCAUCUGCGGCGUCGCGCGCUGACGGGUUUCUCCUCCUAUCCUGCAUCCGUUUCUGCUGCACGACUUCUCGCCUUGGAAACACACAUCUGCACUCACCUUGUCUUGUCACUCGAAGCGGAAAACAUAGACAGGAUUUUCUGCUGCUGCUGCUUGGAAAAGAGACACCAUGGGGAAACAGAACAGCAAGCUGACCCCUGAGGUGCUGGAUGACCUGGUAAAGAACACAGAGUUUAAUGAGCAUGAGCUAAAGCAAUGGUACAAAGGCUUCCUAAAGGACUGCCCCAGCGGCCGCCUCAACCUCGAGGAGUUCCAGCAGCUAUAUGUGAAGUUUUUCCCCUAUGGUGAUGCAUCAAAGUUUGCCCAACAUGCCUUUCGGACCUUCGACAAAAAUGGAGAUGGUACCAUUGACUUCAGGGAGUUUAUCUGUGCACUGUCCAUUACAUCACGAGGCAGUUUCGAACAGAAACUCAAUUGGGCCUUCAACAUGUAUGACCUGGACGGAGACGGCAAGAUCACACGAGUGGAAAUGCUGGAGAUUAUUGAGGCCAUCUACAAAAUGGUGGGCACUGUGAUCAUGAUGAAGAUGAACGAGGACGGCCUUACCCCUGAGCAGCGGGUCGACAAGAUCUUCAGCAAGAUGGAUAAGAACAACGAUGACCAGAUCACUUUGGACGAGUUCAAAGAGGCAGCAAAGAGCGAUCCAUCCAUCGUAUUACUGCUGCAGUGUGACCUGCAAAAAUAAGAGCGGCGUCCGAGUGAAACGCCAGAGACUGCACCGAAGAUCAAUGUUCCAUUCAGUUUGCAGCUAUUUCCACUGAAAAAUAUUUGCUUGGACUACCUUUCAAUAGAUCUGCUUCCUGUGUAUGAAACACUUGUGUGCAUGAGAAUGUUCUUUGCUAACAAAUUUUAGUCAUGCACGGACAGAAGCACACACUUCCUCACACACACAUACAGUACACGCACAGGUCAAGGUCUCACAAACAAACACGUACACACACACACACACACACACACACACACACACACACACACACACACACACACACACACACAAAUAGAGUUCAAAUAGAUCAAAUAGAUACAUAAAGGUCAAAUAAACUGCCAAUAUGUGAAGUGUGAGAACAUAUUUUCCAUACAGUCUCAUUCACUUGGAAUUUGAGCAUCAUUGAUGUGCUGUACUGAAUUAAGCGACUAUUUAUUGUACAACAUUACUGAUGCUAGCUAAGUGUAUCAUAAUACUGUUUAAUGUCAAACAAAUCAAAUCCAUUGGUAACAGUAACUAUGUCCGAUUUUUCAUUCACAUAUUGUCUGAGCAGAUUUACAUUUACAUUCAUACCGAAAAGUAAAACUUUGGUUCUUUAUAACUGAAAUAUUAGGAAGGCCUGUUAACUAUGAUAUGCAAAGUCUGUGAUGAUACAAGGAAUGUGUUUUUUUUUGUAAUUUAUUCAUCAAUUUGAACUUGGUUUUGGCACCCAUGGACUCUCAGAUAAUUUUUGGCUCCCUGUGCAGUAUUUGUUCACUGUGUAACAGCUGGACAUGGCUGAAAAAUAAUACAGAUUAAAGAUUUUAUUAUAAAGUUAUGAAGUGUGCGCACAAAAUAGUUGUCCUAUGUAUACUGUGUAUACAUAACACAUGUAUACGCUGCUGGUCCAAAAAGAAAUAAUUGCAUCAAUAACACUACUUAUGAAAAAAACUUCAGUUACUCUUUGUGCAAUAUGUUUCUACUUUAAGUAAUUGGAAUGCCCUAAAACAGGAUAUUGUGCCGUAUACACUGCAUAUCACUUUGCAGAUGUUUCAAACAUGCUGCUCUGUUAAAGAGAUCUUCAGAUGUUGUUUCAAUCACAUUCAAUUUGACAAGAAAUAUGAAAGACAAUUACAGUUAAAAGGUACAUUUUGCUCAAAAUAUGGUAUUUAUUUUCUACCGAAAAGAUUUUAAAUGUUUAUUUUUUAUUCUUGCCUAUAACAGACAAAGUAAUGAGGCUUUAGAAAAAUGUAGUUCUAAAAAAAAAAACCCAAAUUCACAAAUAAAUUGUCAGUGACAAGUUCAGAAACUUUUCCUAGUCUGCAUUGUUUAUUCAGCUCAGACUGUCAAACUCAAGUUUAAUUUCAUGUGAACAUGUCUGCCAGUAAUGAAAGCUUUACACACACUGUUUUACCUAACUGUUUACUCGCUUACCUGCCACCAAAUUUGUGCAAUGGCAACUGUUUUCAUUUUGGAGAUUAUUUUGUAUAUGUUGCAUGUAUAUGUGCCCCUGAUGCCAUGGCUGCACUACUCCCUGUGUUGUGAUUUAAACUAAUAAAACAGUAUAUGGGCCUUUUUUCCCCUCAA
This is a messenger RNA of Pangasianodon hypophthalmus (striped catfish), 2372 nucleotides long. RefSeq names its product visinin-like 1a (gene vsnl1a). The coding region runs from base 210 to 785 and encodes 191 amino acids. The transcript is spliced from 4 exons. The record is from RefSeq and is a predicted model, not a curated record. NCBI's taxonomy places the organism in Eukaryota, Metazoa, Chordata, Actinopteri, Siluriformes, Pangasiidae. Gene Ontology annotation, molecular function: calcium ion binding.